Molecule: messenger RNA, 2279 nt
Organism: Gymnodraco acuticeps
Lineage: Eukaryota; Metazoa; Chordata; Actinopteri; Perciformes; Bathydraconidae
Product: echinoderm microtubule-associated protein-like 1
Exons: 9
Coding region: 831-1772 (313 amino acids)
Source: RefSeq, a predicted model, not a curated record
GUCCACAGCCCGCAGAGGAGACCCUCGCUGAAGGAGAGCUACCACAGCGACUCCCUGCUGGCACCGGACACCGACUUCAUGACAGGGUGCGUGGAGGUGGCACGAGGAUAUGAUCACAGCCAGGAGAAGAAGAGAAACACGAAACCACCGUGCAGGCCUACACAAAGUCACAAUGCUGCAUGAGAAACAGAUUACUGCGGGCUUCAUGCUCCAAUAAAUACACAGUUAAUGAAAGUCUGCACCCACAGCAGAUUAUCUGUUUCAAGAGGGAAAACUCAUGCAGGCUAUCUAACCAAGAACAUAGAUACAAAAAAUGAGUGACCUGCCCUGUGACCUCUGUAACUCCGAGGAUGAACGAAAUGUUCACUGAAGCGCAACGCCAGCCCAGGCCCCAUUUCAGGUUUAUCUCUGUUGUUUCCUCUCGUGUCUCCAUCCCUCAUAGCCACAUGGGGUUUAUCUGUGGGGGCGUGGUCAAAGAGGCUCAGUCUGAAGGAUUAUCAUUGUAGUCUGCACACCCACAUACACACACACACACACAAGCAUGUGCACAGACAAUUUAGGUUGAAUUGGACGACUGCUGAGUUUAAGCAUUAUCAACCCCACCCCCACCUUUUAUAUAAAUACACACCCUGAGCAAAAGGGCUUUAAAGCGCUGUCAUACACAUCAGUGUGUCCCAGAGGGUAUCAAGCGACCACCAAUGUAAUACUGCCUGGAUGCUGUAAGAGGAGGCUGCUGUGUUGCAGUGUGUGUGAGUGUUACAGUGUGUGUGACAUAAGUGGAGCAAAGGAGAUGAGAUCUUAGUGGACACCAGCCAGUGGAUCAGAAUCAGAUGGAGGGAGAACCAAGCUAUCAGACUAAAGCCAGAGAAGGAAAGAGGAGCGAGAGAUUGUGCUCGCGGGAGGAGAGGAAGAGGAGGAAGACGUCCGGUGUAAUGACAGAGGGCCCAGCUGCCCCCCAGAGGCCCCCUGCCUCCUCAUCGCAGUCCAGUGUCUCCCACGAUGACCGCAGCUCAGCCAGUGGCCUGGAUGUGGUGGAUCGGCUCACCUAUCUGGAGCAGAGGAUGCAGAUGCAGGAAGAUGAAAUCCAGCUGUUGAAGAUGGCCCUGGCAGAUGUUCUCAAGAGGCUCAACAUCUCUGAGGAGCACCAAGCAGCUGCUGCUGGUGGCAGGAGAACAUCAGGUGCUAAAGCCCGGCCAGUGUCUCUGGCUCUGCCGUCCAGGCCCUCUCUGUUGCCCUCCAGCGCUGCCUCCCUGAAGAAGAGCACCACGCUGCCCUCCAGCUCCACAGCCAGGAACUACAGCCCCACACCCCCCCGCAGUGGUGUGUGGAGCCCAGCCAGUAAUGUGAAGGACAGUCCAGGUAAGACCACCAAACGCCCCACCUCUACAGCCUCCACAGCCUCCACAGCCUCCACAAGUAAGAAGCCUCAGGAAGGCAGCAAGUCCAAGGAGCCAGCAGCAGUGAGUGGAGGGACAAGCCGUGUGACACACUGCAAAGUGACUAUGCAGAUCUAUCUGAGCCCCCUAACAAGAAGGACUGGAUCUUCUGAGUUCGCCAAAUCUACCUCCAAGGUGCCUGCCAACUGCGGCUCGGCUGCACCCAACAACCCUCAGGCGAAGGGCGGCGGCAAGCCCGGGGCGAAGAAGACGAGCCCGUCCUUCAUCUUAAACCUGCAGAAAACCACAACCAGCCAGAGCACAGCGCAGCACGACUUUUCCAGCUACAAGAGCCCUGUCAAAUCGCCCAGCCAGUAUUUCCAGAUUUGUUACUGAGGCUGGAGGGCCGAGAAAGAUUUGCCAGAAUGUAUCCCUGCUUUCAUGUUUACUGAACCAAAACAAAUGGUUAAACACCCGUUUCUAAAUUGGGGCAUUAAAUGGCUGUUAACAGUGUUAGGUUUGAAGGUUGUUGGGUUCAGAAUUCCAGAAAAGACAGACAACUUCUAAGUUUAACUAUUUAUUGUAAAGAGAGCAAAAUAUAUAUAUUACUUGGCCAAGGACUCAUCACGUCUUUGGGAAUCACAGGCAGCAAAGCUGUAAUCUGUAACCACCGAAUCCGUCAAGAGCCUCGAACCUCGUGCGACAAUACAUUUUAUUACACAGGGCGUUCCCCGUACAUUUUUGAUUGGUCAAGACUAGCUGAAGAGAUACCAUGGUUUCAGUGACGUGCGGUGAGGUUCAUGGUUGGUGAGGCACUGACUCUUUCAGAGUCAGAUUUACAAAUAUUAUAUUUUGACCUUAAUCGAAAUGUUCGGUUAUUUUCAAAAGAUUUUUUAGUCUGAU